UAAAAUAAAAAAGGGGGAAACCUCGCAAAAACCCCGCACCCGUCCUGUCCCCCUUCCCCUCCCGCAACCGGCGACCCCAUCCUUCCGCCGCCGGCGGCGGCGGCGGCGAAGAUGAUCAUCCCGGUGCGCUGCUUCACCUGCGGCAAGGUGAUCGGGAACAAGUGGGACCUGUACCUCGACCUCCUCCAGGCGGACUACACCGAGGGGGACGCUCUGGAUGCUUUGAACUUGGUCCGCUACUGCUGUAGGCGAAUGCUGAUGACCCAUGUCGACCUCAUCGAAAAGCUCCUCAACUACAACACGCUGGAGAAGACUGAAGACGGAGCUGCCAGUUAAGCGAACAUGGCAUGCUCGAAUGUUGGUCCGUCACACCUAGUACCCUUCACUGGAGUGUUACUCUGUGUUUUAGUACAUGUCUGGACAAACUCAAUGCUAUUCUCCCUGUCCCAUGCUGUGUCUGCUGAUGCGUGUAAUUGGAAGGUCAUCGUAAUUUCAAUUUAACUAGGGAUCUGCGUAUGUAACGAUUUCUGAACAACUGGAAGAGUCAUGGGCGUACUAAUUGACUUUCAGUUUUACCCUUGAUGUCAAAUUCCCAUGUUUAUA
Molecule: messenger RNA, 603 nt
Organism: Setaria italica (foxtail millet)
Lineage: Eukaryota; Viridiplantae; Streptophyta; Magnoliopsida; Poales; Poaceae
Product: DNA-directed RNA polymerases I, II, and III subunit RPABC5
Exons: 4
Coding region: 112-336 (74 amino acids)
Biological process (GO): tRNA transcription by RNA polymerase III; transcription by RNA polymerase I; transcription by RNA polymerase II
Cellular component (GO): RNA polymerase III complex; RNA polymerase II, core complex; RNA polymerase I complex
Molecular function (GO): DNA-directed RNA polymerase activity; zinc ion binding; DNA binding
Source: RefSeq, a predicted model, not a curated record